This is a messenger RNA of Laccaria bicolor S238N-H82, 3684 nucleotides long. RefSeq lists its product as uncharacterized. NCBI's taxonomy places the organism in Eukaryota, Fungi, Basidiomycota, Agaricomycetes, Agaricales, Hydnangiaceae. The record is from RefSeq and is a predicted model, not a curated record. The transcript has 3 exons. The coding region runs from base 1 to 3684 and encodes 1227 amino acids.
AUGAAUCUCUUCAAGCGCAAGUCCUCUCGCGGUGUUCCGCAAAAGCAACCUCCCUCUAGAAGACCCACACUACUCGUCGCUGCGCCCACUGUUCCCCCACCAACGACCAUCACCAACUCUGCUUUGGACACGCCCACCUCUUAUUCCUCUCUCCUUUUAGACGAUAGCAACAUCACGCCGUCGCCAUCGUCUCCAGAAUCUCAACAUCGCAAACCAGCUAUUGGCAGGAAAAUCUUGAACGACCAGAACGCGAACGGCAGUCGCAGGUCAACAUCGUCUCGCUCCCAUGCCUCCCAAAGCAACUGCGAUCUGCCUUUGUUCUCUCAACCAAAUGUUGUCACACCCACAUCAAAAGACGGUAAUGAUCGCAUGUAUCUCCAGAAUACACUCAAUACCUUUACUUUUGGCGCUGCCCCACCCUCCUCGUUCUCAUCAAGAUCAGUCGACCCCCUUACUCGACCUCGUGAUGAAACAGACUCAGACGAACUCAUUUACAAAGCCGAUACCACUCCUCGUCCAUCUGUUGUUGGGCCACAGCCAUCCUGCAGUCAUUCCUCGCAAUCACACAGUGCGGCAGGUGGGGCUCAGCCCUCCCAUUCACCGUCGUCCGUCAGAGCACGCCGAGGCCGUUUACAAACAAAGGACACGGAUACAGCGUCUUGCCAUACUUUCGGCCAGUCAUCGGCUUCCGCAUCCGUUUCUUCUCUCUCGAGUGCGAGCGGCUUGAGUUCAUUGGCGAAUUCACAGAUCAGCCCACAGUCAAACAACACACCCCAAACGUCGACCAAUGAGCUCAGCUCUGAUGAUGAUAUCGAUCACCGUCAUCCCUUGCCUCCCAAUUUUGUACCCUCCAGGCGUUCUGGUGCCGAAUCCUCUACUUAUCUCUCAGAGGAAGAUUUUGACGACGACUCUGACUUUGAUCAGGAUGACCAAGAAAUCUACGUGGGUUCCGUGAAUGAGGGAAGCGACCGUGCCACCUAUUUCGAUCAUGUCAGCCCGAGUCAAGAGAGUUUGCACGAUAGCUUUCGGAUGGCAUACGGCGAAAGGAGAGGAAGCUUGGCUAUCGCUACUUCAGGCAUGCCUUCAAGUAGAUUCCACGUUCAAGGCCGUUACCGCGAGGACAGUACCACAACGUUAAGAAGGCCGAGUAAAAGUUUGGAGUAUCUGCGAUCUUCUGACAUGGGUGGACCUUCUCAUCCAACCGAAGAGGUCCUAGCACCAACCUCCGUUCCACAAAGUGAAGGAGAUUGGCGUGAUCUACGGAAGAAAUCGUUACAGCGGGACAAGGAUGCCGUGCUACCCCUCGUAACGAGUCCUAUGGCGGCCGGCAUCACGCCUAAUCCUACACCUGCCUCAGCGAAUGACAGUGCGAUGUCGGGCAUUGAUACUGCCUGGAAUAACUGGGCGGGUGGCAUCACUGGCUUCGAUCAAUCAGAAAUGAAUGAUAUUAUUGCUCCUAUGCCCACAGGGCGCCGACCGUCUGAGCGCGUGUUGCGGAGGGAAAGUACCACCAGUGAACGUCGUUUAAGCGUCGUUUCUUGUAAUAGCGGCGAUUUCUUCCACAAAACGUUGGCACGCAAAUGGGGCGGAGAAGGUUAUAAGAACCAGCAACAGAAGUGGACUUUCCAGAGGGAAAAAGCUGAUCGUCUGCGAUCUGAGGAUGAGCCAAGGAUGAGGGUUGACCGAGAGAGGCACAGCAUUUCUAAUUUUUUCGGCCCCCGCCCAAGCACUGCUCCCACUCCAAGUGCUGGUAUUUUUGAUGCGCUUGACCCAAGGGACAAGGCAUCUGGAAAGGAAAAGGCCAAGGAGCAACAUUGGAGAGGGAUGGCUGUAGACGCGGAGGAAUGGUGGUUCAGCCAUACAAAUGGGCGUUACAAAGUUAAUCGAAAGAAUGCUCAAGCUGUCGAGCCGGGGAAGGCACCUCAACAGCGGUUGAACAUUACUCAUCAUCGAACACCAUACACGAACCAACGCGAUCUGUCUGAUGGCCCCAUCGCUAGCAUCCAUAAACACUCAAAGGCCGUUGCCUUCUCGAUAAGUCGCCACUACCGCAUGACGUCAAAAACGACCGCAUCGUCUUUGCGACCACCCACAACUUCCCGCAUGCCUAGCACCCCAAAUAAUGUUGAUGCAAACCGAAAGAAAUCCACGAGCAUGAUUCUACUAGGUCCGCGUCGAGUUCAAGAAGCGUAUACCAGCACAACUACUACAAGGAAGCUGGAAUCGCAUGGUCUCCUAGAUGAGAGCGGGCGUACUAGCCCGCGAGAUCUAGAAAGGAUGAAGCGUGAACGGGACAACGAAAGGAGAGCGAAGGAAAAGGGCAAAAAGAAGGAAACGGAGGACGCAAAAAAGUCGAGAAGCAACAAGUCUAAGAAGUCUGACCGCCCAAAGCAGGACUUCAGCUCGGAGAGUAGCGUCAGUAGCGCAGGAGGUGCUAUUUCCAGUGGCGGUAGCUUGACGCUUGUGAGUGGGCCGUCUCGUAUUGCGGACUCCUCCCCAGCUGGCAAUAUCGUAUACUCUACCGCAUCGACCUCCCGUUCAAUCAUGACUCAAGAAACGACAACGACUUCAUCCGAUCGCACCGUCUCUCGCGGGCGAUACCGCCGUCACGUAGGGGACGAUGAAGACGAUGACGAUUUGUUUACCGGCAUCAAACGGCCCACUCGUACGCCUCAUCAGGAAGUAUACGAGACAAUACUCCAUGACAGCUCGGAACCGCCCUCGUCGCAAGAGAAUGGCUUCGGCAGCUUAUUUAGCUGGGGAAAACAAAGGAAUGCCUCAAAUUACAAAGCCAAAUCGUACAAGCCCCCUUGGGCGGUCGCCCCUUCUCGGCACAACUCUGAGGUCCGUAAAGGCAUUGUAGACGACCUUAACACGUCUUUUCAAGAUGUUGGGCUUCUUCCCGCCCUUCACGAGAUCAAAGGCACCCACCACAGCUCACAAAAACGCAAACGCGAGCAACAAAACUCGAAAAAUUCGAGACGUCUCACGAGCGAUGCAGCACAAGCCGACAUUUUCGAAGAUAUUCCUACGGACUCUUUAUAUAUGCUUCUCCCUCUCUGGCCGGGUGAAACGGAUGCAAAAUCGGCACAGAAGUAUCCCUACACGAUGCCAACGAUCUCCACUGACAGUCGACAAUAUUUACUUAUAUACUACAAAGUCCCUUUCCAGACGCACGCUGAGCAGGAGCAACAGAAAGUCAAGCAGACUGGGGGCAAGAAUUCGAAACGUGCGCGCAACUCACCAACGUCAUCACACGACUCCGUCAAAAAUCGCGAUCACGUCCUACUCACCACGUUCCACAUCAGCGCUCGCGUUGUUGCAUAUCACGAUCUACAAGGAUCAGGCGUUCGCAUUCCCGACCAGGGCUUGGCCGUUCAGGGCCCGCUAGCAGAUGCAUAUGGAAGCAUGCCAACUUCCAUUCGCGACCAGGGUCUUGUUGACUGGGUCAUUGGCGUAUGUCACUCGCGUGAAGCGGGCAUCGAAUUUCUGCCUGAAAGUCUAGAGAAAAUGGGCUUGUGUCGCAGCUUCCCAAACUCUCCUGCGUUAUCAACCCGUGCUCUCAGAAAUGAAGAGGAUGAAGAAGUGGAGUCGGACCUUGUAAUGACACCAAUUGGGCGUGCCGUUAUCGAAAUGGCUUGGUUGGGUGGGAUGGCUCUCACCAGCUUUGGACCAGGCAUCUAG